This is a messenger RNA of Annulohypoxylon maeteangense, 2448 nucleotides long. RefSeq lists its product as uncharacterized. The record is from RefSeq and is a predicted model, not a curated record. Gene Ontology annotation, molecular function: Hsp90 protein binding. The transcript has 4 exons. Bases 282 to 2063 code for a protein of 593 amino acids. NCBI's taxonomy places the organism in Eukaryota, Fungi, Ascomycota, Sordariomycetes, Xylariales, Hypoxylaceae.
GGGGACCAGCUUCCUUACAUGUUAUUGUUUGUACCCCACCAAUAAACGCUUGAUACCCCACCGUGGAAAGCGUAGAAAGCUCUCGAAUUCAAACGCAUUCAGCUCUAAAAAAGAUCAAACUCCCAGUCGUCUCAUUCCAACGACGACCUCCUUCACUUUCAUAAAGCAAACUAAUACGUCUUAAUUCAAGGAUACCAAAAAAAUUAAAUUCCACACCUCGCCCAUUUACUUCACUCGGUCACCUAACUAAAUACCUGCGUCUCGGGCGAACCAGAAUCAUCAUGUCGUCUGUGGACGAGCUUAAGGCUCUAGGCAACAAAGCUAUUGCCGACAAGAACUUUGACGGAGCUGUUGACGCCUUCACCAAGGCCAUCUCUAUCGACCCGAACAACCACGUCUUAUAUAGCAACCGAUCCGCUGCCUACGCUUCCAAGAAAGAGUGGAGCAAUGCCCUCAAGGAUGCUGAGAAAACCACCGCUAUUAAGCCAGACUGGCCGCGAGGAUGGGGACGAAAAGGAGCCGCUCUUCACGGCUCCGGCGACCUUGUAGGCGCAAGCGAGGCUUACGAGGAGGGCCUCAAACUCGAGCCUACUAACGCAGGCCUGAAGAAGUCACUCGACUCUGUUCAGAGAGCCAUAGAGCAAGGAUCCGGUCCUGGUUUUGGCGCUGAUCCUACGGGUGGUAUUGGCAAGAUGUUCCAAGACCCCAACCUACUUCAGAAGUUGAUGAGCAACCCGAAGACUAGUGGCUACUUUGCCGACCCCUCCUUCAUGGCCAAGAUCCAGGCUAUACAGCAGAACCCCCAAAAUACCCAAGACCUAUUCAGCGACCCUCGGAUGAUCCAGGUAUUAGGGGUUUUGAUGGGCAUUGAUAUGCAUAUGGGAGGACCAGAGGAUAUGCCAGGCGCCGGCGCCGGCGCUUCAGGCGCAAACGAGGCCGAGGAAGAUGUUGAGAUGCCAGAUCUCGCCACCCCCGAUUCCAAGUCUCACUCCAAAUCCGAACCGUCUAAGGCUCCUGAACCCCAACCCGAACCCGAGCUGGACGAGGAGGAGCUAGCUAAGAAGAAAGCCAAGGAAGAGGCCGACAAAGAGAAGGCUCUGGGUACUGAAAACUACAAGAAGCGUAACUUCGACGAGGCUAUCAAGCACUAUGGAAAGGCUUGGGAAUUACACAAGGAUAUUACCUAUCUCAAUAACUUGGGUGCUGCCCAUUUCGAGAAGGGUGAAUACCAGGCUUGCAUCGACGCUUGCACGAAGGCUAUUGAGGAAGGUCGCCAGAUCUAUGCUGAUUUCAAGAUGAUUGCCAAGUCUUACGCGCGUAUUGGUACAGCAUACGAGAAGCUCGGGGAUCUUCCAGCGGCGGUUGAGAACUAUCAAAAGUCCCUGACUGAGCACCGAACGCCUGAUACCGUCAACAAGCUUCGCGCCGCGGAGCGUAGAAAGAUCGACGAAGCCAAGAAGGCGUAUGUCGAUCCGGCCAAGGCCGAGGAAGCCCGCGAGUUGGGCAACACCAAAUUCAAGGAGCAAGACUUCCCCGGCGCCGUCGAAGCAUAUUCGGAGAUGAUUAAGCGUGCGCCGGAAGACCCUCGGGGAUACGGCAACCGUGCAGCCGCUUUUGUGAAGCUGUUCGAAUUUCCUAGCGCUCUCGAGGACUGCAAUGCGGCGAUCAAGAAGGACCCUAAGUUUAUCCGAGCGUACAUUCGCAAAGCGCAGAUCUACUUCGGCAUGCGUGAUUUUUCCAAGUGCAUCGACGCUUGCAACGAGGCCACUACGGUGGACAACGAACACCACAACAAUGCCAAUGCGCGGGAGAUCGACCAACAGCAGCAGAAGGCUCUACAAGCCAUGUACUCUGCUCGUGAGAACGAGACGGAAGACCAGACCCGCGAGAGAUUGAUGAAGGACCCCGAAAUUAUGAGCAUCAUGCAAGACCCUGUCAUGCAAUCCAUCCUCCAACAGGCUCAAUCCGACCCUGCAGCACUCCAGGAGCAUAUGCGUAACCCAAGCGUGCGUUCUAACAUUCAGAAGCUAGCUGCUGCAGGUGUCAUCCGUAUGGGGAGAUGAGCGCUGAGCGUUGGUUGAUGAUUUUCGGCGUGGGGAAGUUUUGGGUGGAGGAUAAGGAGACGAGUCCUACCCUAACCGCCUUGGUCCAUGAAUGCGUGAGACGAUCAAGCGGUUAAUCUAUUAGUUACCGGGGCAUUGGGUCAUUGCCAAGCUGUAUUCUAAUUGUGAAUCACGUUCAGGGCGUUGAAAAAUGCACGGAUGGAUUAGGGGACGAAGACAGAUGACUUUACGCUAAUCAACAAAUUUCAAUGCUUUUGAGACUUUGUAAUCAAUUCUGUAAGUCAUGGUGCAAGUUGGAUCAAAAUCAAUAAUGUCCAUGAUGGAUCUAUUUAUUCUACGUUCGUCAGCGCCAUAAAAUGCCGCUGCUUCAACACUUUCCAUCGAU